AUUUUCACGUCCCUACGAACAAUCCAACUUGCGACUCAAACGUUUCCAUCGGGACAAUGUAAUUUGACGAAAUAUUAAUGCUACCACAUAUUAUAAACGAGAGAGUGGGACAUGAUUCAGUUAGGAUUUAUAAACAAACACGCUUCGAUCUCUCCCCAGUCGCUUCUACUUGCCGGCAGGAGCGCGAACGGUCGCCAUCCGGUUUUAAAAGUGUCCACGCCAGUUCAGUUUCUGUCCAUGAACUGUUUAGAGAGAACCGAGACCUGGAAUUCAACAUGAAACCCGACACGACUUAAGUGCUUCAGUGAACGGAGUUCGGUGAGAAAGAUGAAGAAAAUCGGGGUUGAUCUAGCCGCCCUUCCGCUCACUCCAGAUAACGCGAUGGAGGACAGGAAGAACAGACCAGUGAUCCUGCCCAAAGCCGCCAAAAACGCAGCCGAUGCGACCCAUGUACCAUCCGCGAAAAUAAACGAUAAGCCGGUCAAACCUCCGGUCGAAAAACACGUGAAACCAGAAGCUCCGGCCACCAACAAAAGUUUGCGCGCGUCUCUGACCGAACCACGUGUGAAAGGUAUGAAUCUACCGGGCGGCAAACACACCAACGUAUCCGCGAUACAAAGUUCGAAAAUUCCCAAUUCUUACGGUACCAAGAGUGACGCCGAAAACGGUCGGGAUUACAGUUUGGGUGCCCAGAAACAGAAGCAUCACCACUACCACCACCACCCCCAAACCAUAAUAGAAGAUGAGGACGACACGUCCGAGGACUCCAACGACAAACAAACCCCCAACGAGCAAAACAAGAACGAACAGGUGGAUACCACGCACAAGAAUAGGAUGAACCGCGUACCGACCGCUGUGGAACUCCACACGACCAGCGACAAGUCCAACAGGUCCUCGAACACGCCAUCGUUGAACGAUUUUCCCGUUAUAAAUAAGAAUACGAUCAAGAGGGUGGCGACGGGGGUGGACCUCACUAGUCAGAUUUCGUCCAGUUCUCCCAAUUUCAGGAGGGGUAACAGCGUUAGAUCUCUGAGAAGUGGUUAUUACGGUGAGAAACCUGGCAGUGAGUGUGGCGAGAGCCUGUUCUCGAAACCCUUUUCCGAUCAGGCGUCCAUCAGGAGCUGGGCUUCGGUGGGUUUGGGAUCGACCGAUGGCAAGAAGAUGAUCAUCAGGAGGGUGCCGACAUCACCUGAGGAGUUGUUCACCAUCGUGAAUCCCCCAACGCCUCCAGAGGAAUACAUGUACGAUGAAGACAGCGAUGAUAUUGAACAGGAAGACGAGGAUGGUUCCUAUUCAAAACCGAUAAGAUACCAAUGGUCCAACAAGUUACAAUUUGUCCUAGCCUGCGUGGGAUAUAGCGUUGGGCUGGGUUCAGUUUGGAGGUUUCCCUAUCUGUGUUAUAAAAGCGGUGGAGGCGUGUUCCUGAUACCCUAUUUCAUCUCGAUGCUAGUCUGUGGCGUACCCAUGCUAUACAUGGAGUUGGCCGUCGGCCAAUACACUGGCAGGGGCCCCAUUGGUGCUCUGGGACAUUUAUGUCCUCUAUUUAAAGGGACGGGUUUAGGCAGCGUUGUCAUUUCGUUCCUGAUGUCUACCUACUACAGUGUGAUAAUAGCUUAUGGUAUUUAUUAUUUCUUCACUUCUUUCAAGUCUAACCAGCCGUGGGCGGACUGCAACCACCGCUGGAACACCAAACAUUGUUGGGUGCUCCCGAAAUCGGAUAAUACCAGUGCGAAACCCAUGAAUAGUCAGACGCCGUCUGAAGAAUUCUUCGAAAUAAAAGUCCUUCAAGCAGGACCUGGGAUAGAGCACUUUCACCAAUUACGAUGGGAACUAGUAGCGUGUCUGAUUUGUGCUUGGGUCCUCGUAUAUUUCGCCAUAUGGAAAAGCAUAAAAUCCUCUGGCAGGGUGAGAUACUUCACUGCGACAUUUCCGUUUCUCCUUAUCCUGUUGUUUCUCGCCAAAUCGUUGACGCUGGAAGGUGCAGACAGGGGACUGAGAUAUUUCUUCAAGCCCAAAUGGUCCUUACUCGGAGAGGCUAAGGUAUGGGUGAAUGCAGCAGCCCAAACCUUCAACUCCAUGGGUAUAGCAUUCGGAUCCAUGAUCUCCUUCGCCAGUUACAACAAGUACAACAACAACAUUUUACAAGAUACUGUAGCAGUAUCCGUGGUCAACUUGGUAACCAGCCUACUUGUCGGCGUCUUCGCAUUUGCCACCAUUGGGAACAUAGCCACAGAACACAACACUUCCAUAGAAGACGUUAUAACUGAUGGACCUGGAUUGAUUUUCGUGGUUUACCCGCAAGCAAUAGCCCAGAUGCCGGCAGCGAAUCUAUGGGCCAUACUAUUCUUCUUCAUGCUGCUCUGCCUGGCCUUGAACAGUCAAUUCGCGACGGUGGAAGUCGUUGUUACGUCCAUACACGACGGUUUUCCGGUGUGGAUCAAAAACCACCUGAUGUGCCACGAGAUCUUAGUCUUGGUCGUAUGCCUCAUUUCCGCAGUGUUCGGACUACCCUACGUGACAAAGAGCGGUAUAUAUUUCUUCCAACUGAUGGACCACUACACGGCCACCAUAUCCAAGAUGUACCUGGCCUUCUUCGAGGUCGUGGCCAUUGCUUGGGUUUAUGGAGGUAGGAGGUUGAGCAGGAACGUGAAGACUAUGACCGGCAAGCAUCCGGGGUGGUACUUCAAAUUUUGCUGGGUGAUCGCUACGCCGCUGAUGAUCGUCUGCUUAUGGGUGUUCUUAUUGAUCGACUAUGCACCGCCCACAUACAACAACGGUUCCUACGAGUUUCCGGAUUGGGCCAUAGUCAUGGGAUGGCUGAUAGCGUCUGUAUCUUUACUUUGCAUCCCGAUCUUUAUGGUGUACGUGUUUUUGAAGACUCCUGGUGAGAGUAUAAUGGAUAAACUGAAGAACUCGAUAAAGCCCGAUUUGGAAGAAAAGUGUCUCAAGUGCGGAGAUGUGGACUGCGACUGCGUCCUGGAAGAAACCAUGCAGCCCAUGUUGGUCCUGCAGAGUUCGGACGCAAGGGGAAAGACAUCCGGACCGACUUACAUACCGAUCCAAACGUUGGAGAUCCCGAGGAACAACGGGAUCGUAUCGACCGAAAACAGCAACCUGAAGAGGGACAGUUUAGAGUCCGGACAUCACCGGAUCGAUCCGGUCACCAUACACGUCGAAACGACGCCACCUAGUGACAGUUCGUUGAGUUCGAAGGAGAGUAAAACCUGAAAGUCCCGCCACUUAUUUUUUAAGUAACGAAUGUAAAUAUUGAAAGGAAAUUCUCCAGAUCGAAUCUGAGCAUCUCGAAGGUUAUCUGUUUAAUUGAAUCGGACUCAAUUGUAGUCGGUUAAAAAGUAUAUUGACUUGCGAUUAUUUAUGAACAGAAAAAGUAAAUACAUUCCAGUGAUCACA
This is a messenger RNA of Coccinella septempunctata (seven-spotted ladybird), 3411 nucleotides long. RefSeq names its product sodium- and chloride-dependent GABA transporter ine-like. Gene Ontology annotation, cellular component: membrane. Lineage: Eukaryota; Metazoa; Arthropoda; Insecta; Coleoptera; Coccinellidae. The record is from RefSeq and is a predicted model, not a curated record. Gene Ontology annotation, biological process: sodium ion transmembrane transport. The coding region runs from base 328 to 3228 and encodes 966 amino acids. The transcript is spliced from 10 exons.